AUGAGCAGAAGCUUCUUUCCCAAUAGAAGCGGAAAUGCCCUCCCUGUAUCCACCACGGGCGAUGAUGCAGGAGGAGGAGGCAUUCGCAGACGUCUAUCGAGUUCCUCCCUCAACAACAUCCCUGCAGCAGCAGCUAAUUGGUCAUUUCCCAGAUCCAAGUCCCUUCCCUCCUCAUUCUCAUCCGUAGGUGAUUCUGUAAAAACAUGGUGGCUCUGGAUUUUCGCCUGGAUCCUCUCCAGGAAACCUAUCUUUGCAACAGAUCUAGAAAUGAACGAGCAGGAAACAAAGCACCUGGCAUCCGGCGAGAGAGGAAGUUGGAAACAUGUUUUCUACAGGAUGCGUUCUGAGAUAAAAAGAAUCACCCAUUCUCAAGACUCUCAUCUUCCUCAAACCUACACGCCAAACCCACAAACAGUGAUAUAA
Molecule: messenger RNA, 423 nt
Organism: Lathyrus sativus (Indian pea)
Lineage: Eukaryota; Viridiplantae; Streptophyta; Magnoliopsida; Fabales; Fabaceae
Source: the annotation of a GenBank genome assembly